Funneliformis geosporum is the source of this 231-nucleotide messenger RNA. The record is from the annotation of a GenBank genome assembly. Lineage: Eukaryota; Fungi; Glomeromycota; Glomeromycetes; Glomerales; Glomeraceae.
AUCUUAGUUAGAGAAGUAGACACCCAAAUAAGAGGAGCUACUCUUGAGCUCGAGAUGAAUAAAAUUAAUGAUAAAAAAUUAAUCCUUAAUGUAGAAGGGGUUAAGAAUUCUGUAGAGGAGUUUACAGUUUGUGAAGGUGGUAAUGCAGAUCUUCGUGAAGAAGAAGUAUUGGAAGAACAAGAAUUAUUUAAAUUUUCUAGUAAAGUAAAUAUAAAAUUUAGUUUAAAAUAA